UGACAAAUGGUUAACGCGUCAAUACGAAAACCGAAAUCAUUUUUAACUCAUUUUAGUCUACAGAUUUUCGGGUGUUUGUGUUUAUCGUCAAUAUGAGAAGAAAAUUAAUCAUUACGCCGGACAUUAUAAACGACACGAUUGACAAAUUUGAGUUUGGAAAAUUUAGGAAAUUAAACGAAGAGGAAACAACAGAACCAAUAUUAGAAGCUAAACCUAAAGAGGACUACCCACCUGUUUCCUUUCUAGAACUGUACAAAUAUGCCUCGCACAUGGACAAAUUUUUCAUAGUUUUAGGGUCAAUCAUUUGCACAUUGGGUGCUGUUGCCAAUAGCUUACUUUCAAUUACAUUUGGAGACGCAACCAACGUAAUAGUGACGUACGUUUCAACUUUAAACGAAACAAAUGCAACUCUCAUUCAACAGGCCGAGGAGGAGUUAGAGAAUGGGUUAAUUGCCUUUGUCAUCUUUGGAUGCUCGCUGGGUGCUUUGAUUAUGGUCGCUACGUAUAUUGCAACGGUACUAUUUAACUAUAGCGCCUUAAAACAGACUUAUCGAAUACGUGAUCUGUUUUUACACAAAGUGUUAAACCAAGACGUUGGUUGGUAUGACGUUCACCAGACAGGAGAUUUUGCAAGCCGCAUUGCGGACGACUUGAAGAAGUUAGAAGAGGGUAUCGGGGAGAAGGUUUCCAUAUUUCUGUAUUAUGAGGUCAUUUUUGUGACGAGUAUUAUACAGGGCUUAAUUUUGGGAUGGGAAUUAGCUUUAAUAUGUAUGGUGUCACUUCCUGUUACCACCAUAUCGAUGGGCUUCAUUUCUUGGAUCUCCUCAAAACUGGCGAAACAAGAAAUGGACGCUUACGGAGAAGCAGGCGCUAUUGCCGAAGAAACUCUUAGCUCAAUACGAACAGUUGUUGCUUUUGGUGGACAGAAAAAGGAAGAAGAAAGAUAUGAUGAAUUACUUUCAUUUGCGUGUAAAAACAACAUCAAACGGUUGUUCUUCAACGGUAUAAGUAAUGCUGUCAUGUGGUUUUUUGCGUAUGGCAGUUACUCGUUAGGCUUUUGGUAUGGUGUAAAACUUAUUAUACGAGAACGAUCUCUACCGAUUGAGGACGUUGUGUAUGAUGCCGGGAAUAUGGUGGCGAUUUUCUUUAGCGUUUUAACAGGUACGUGGUUUUUUGGAAUGGCUUCGCCAUUUAUAGAAACUUUUGGGAUCGCAAAAGGUGCUGCCGCAAAAAUUUUUGGUGUUAUAGCCAGUGAACCGUCAAUAAAUGCUUCAAAAGGGAACGGUAUGAAGUUCAAAAAAAUGGAGGGCAAGAUUACAUUCCGUAGCGUACAUUUUACUUACCCCUCCAGGCCAGAUUUAAAAAUUUUGCAAGGAAUCGAAUUAACAAUAAAUCCUGGCGAAACUGUUGCCCUAGUAGGUAGUUCCGGAUGUGGAAAGUCAACAUGCAUACAAUUAAUACAACGCUAUUACGACCCCUCGUCUGGAAAUGUUUUUAUUGACGAUCAUAACGUGGCCGAUUUGGAUCUCGCUUGGAUGCGAUCUCAUAUUGGAGUUGUGGGUCAAGAGCCGGUAUUGUUUGAAAUGACGAUAGCCGAAAACAUAAAACUUGGUGCGGAUGAUGCAAGUGAAGAUGAUAUUAAACGAGCCGCCACGAAGGCAAAUGCUCAUUCUUUUAUAAGCUUACUUCCUCAAGGUUACAACACGCUUGUUGGCGAAAGAGGUGCCCAGUUAUCGGGUGGUCAAAAACAAAGAAUAGCUAUAGCGCGAGCUCUCGUGCGCGAACCGUCAAUUCUGCUUUUGGAUGAAGCCACUUCUGCUUUAGAUACAAAUAGUGAAGCGGUCGUUCAAGCUGCACUUGACGCGGCCAGCAAUGAAUGUACAACCGUCAUUGUGGCGCACAGAUUGUCUACGGUUAGAAAGGCCGAUCGUAUUGUCGUCAUAGGCACCGGAAAAGUUGUAGAACAGGGUACCCACGAUGAACUUAUGCAUAAAGAGGGCGCUUACUUCGAACUAGUAACAGCGCAAAUAUCACAAUCAGACACAGAUGAAGAUGCAUUUACCAAGACAGAAACGGAAGAGAAAAUAGGAAUAGUGCGCCAGACAAGUUUGGAUGGUGCAAAUAUGAGAAGCAACUCCAUUAUUUCUAAUGUCAAAGAAAUACUUGAAGAAUCGAAAAGCGGAUCAAGUACGUCAUCAUUGUGGGCGAUAAUGAAAUAUAACUCCCCUGAGUGGUGGGUUAUUCUGCUUGGGUGCGUAGGAUCAAUAGUAACUGGAGCGGGUAUGCCAGUGUACGCAAUCGUAUUUGGAGAUGUAAUGGGAGUGUUAGCUUCCCACGAUGACGAUUAUAUUAUCAGUGAAACAAAAAAAUUUGCUAUAUUUUUCUUAAUCAUAGGAAUCGUUACUGGUAUCGCAACACUGGUCCAUACGUAUAUGUUCGGAAUUGCUGGGGAAAAACUAACAAUGCGCCUCCGCAGUCAAAUGUUUAAGUCGUUUCUUUCGCAAGAAAUGGGCUAUUUUGACAAUAAAGAGCAUGGUGUUGGUUCGUUGUGCGCACGUUUAUCUGGAGAAGCGGCAAGCGUUCAAGGAGCUACCGGCCAAAGAAUUGGAACGAUCCUGAAUUCCCUUUCCACUGUAGUUAUAGCUCUUAGUACGUCUUUUUAUUAUGAGUGGAGAAUUACUUUUGUAGCGUUGUGUUUUUCGCCCCUAAUUGUUAUGGCCUUUUACUUAGAGCAAAAGAUUAUCGCGAAGGAAAGCCAAGGACAUUACAAAUCUUUACAAAAUUCCACCAAAAUUGCCGUCGAAGGAAUUAACGGUAUACGUACUCUCGCCUCCUUGGGAAGUGAACAGAGUUUCCACAUUCGUUAUAUGGCUGAAAUAGUCCCUUACCAACGAAUGGCCCAACGUAAUACUCACUUUAGAGGAUUAGUUUAUGGUUUAUCAAGAAGUUUGAUGUUUUAUGCGUACGCAGCUUCUCUUUAUUUUGGAGCCACGCUUAUUAAAAAUGAAGGACUCGAAUAUGCUAAAGUAUUUAUUGUUUCUGAGAGCAUCAUUACUAGUUCAUGGUCACUGGGAAAUGCUUUAGCAUUCACGCCAAAUUUUCAAAAAGGCUUAAUAGCGGCUUCUCGUAUUUUUGAAUUGUUUAGUAGAAUUCCUCUCAUACGUGAUGGUUCUCAGAAAAAUAAUGGCGGAUGGGAUAGUGGAAAUAUUGCCUACGAAAAGGUAUACUUUUCAUAUCCGUCUCGACCAACUAUUCCGGUAUUAAGAGGGUUAAAUUUGACUAUCCCACAAGGAAAAGUGGUGGCCUUGGUCGGACCGAGUGGAUGUGGUAAAUCAACUAUUAUACAACAAUUGGUACGAUUUUAUGAUCCAACGUCCGGUUCCGUGUCCGUUGAUGGAAAACAUAUUAAUACAAUGCAGCUUUCCACGUUAAGGUCACAUUUGGGUGUUGUAUCACAAGAGCCCAACCUCUUCAGUAGAACAAUUGCAGAGAAUAUUGCCUAUGGAGACAAUGAACGCGAAGUAACACGAGAGGAAAUUAUUGACGCUGCCAAAAAAGCAAACAUUCAUACGUUUAUUGCGUCAUUGCCUUUGGGCUAUGAAACAAAAUUAGGAGAGAAAGGCACACAAUUGUCAGGUGGUCAGAAACAAAGGGUUGCAAUUGCGAGAGCUUUGGUUAGAAACCCUAAAGUACUGCUCUUAGACGAGGCAACGUCAGCACUAGACGCUGAAAGUGAAAAAGUUGUCCAAGAAGCCCUAGAUAAUGCUAAAAAAGGACGUACUUGUAUUACAAUCGCUCACCGUUUAACAACGAUACAAGAUGCAGAUGUCAUUUGCGUGAUUAAUCACGGAAGAGUUGCAGAAAUUGGCACGCACGCAGAACUUUUAGGCUUAAGGGGAAUUUAUUACAACCUUCACAACUUACAGCACUAAAUAAUAGCUUUGUUCUUCAUACAAAAUAUAAUAGGUUCCUAUCUUUAAACAUUCUUUGAUGGCUAUAAAACAAUGUGACAUAAAAGGAAGGCGUUAAAUUAUUGUUAAUAGUUAUACUUAAGUAGUUGAUAUUAUAAGAUUUUGUUAUCCGAGACAGAAGAUUGUCAGACUGUUUGCGAUUUUUUUACUAAAAGGCAAAUAAAGAAUAUCUAAUUUUUUAGGA
This is a messenger RNA of Photinus pyralis (common eastern firefly), 4155 nucleotides long. Its product is annotated as ATP-dependent translocase ABCB1-like. The record is from RefSeq and is a predicted model, not a curated record. Gene Ontology annotation, molecular function: ATP binding; ABC-type transporter activity; ATP hydrolysis activity. The transcript is spliced from 16 exons. Gene Ontology annotation, cellular component: membrane. Gene Ontology annotation, biological process: transmembrane transport. The coding region runs from base 93 to 3932 and encodes 1279 amino acids. Lineage: Eukaryota; Metazoa; Arthropoda; Insecta; Coleoptera; Lampyridae.